Molecule: messenger RNA, 834 nt
Organism: Exophiala spinifera
Lineage: Eukaryota; Fungi; Ascomycota; Eurotiomycetes; Chaetothyriales; Herpotrichiellaceae
Exons: 1
Coding region: 1-834 (277 amino acids)
Source: RefSeq, a predicted model, not a curated record
AUGUCCACCAUUCCGGACGAACCAUCCAAACCAAAGUAUGCUCAGGGCCACAGUGCCAGCGUGGUGGCAUCUCACAUGUCCCGCACUGUAGAGAACUCGGCUUCGUUCCUAACGCCACAUCUCAAACCAGACUCUGUCAUCGUCGACCUCGGAUGCGGUCCCGGGACGAUCACGCGAGGCUUCUGCGCCUUUGUCCCCAACGGACAGGUCAUCGGUCUUGACUCUUCCGACGCCAUCGUCGAGCAAGCGCGGGCCGUGAACCCGGCGUCGGAGUAUCCCAACCUGAGCUUCAGAGUCGCCGACAUCACGGACCGCUUACCGUUCGACGACGCCUCAGUGGACGUCGUUUACACGCACCAGACGCUUCUCCACAUCCCGUCGCCGAUCACGGUGAUCAGAGAAGCUUUCCGGAUCCUGAAACCGAGGGGCGGCAUGCUGGCCAUGCGCGAGGCGGACCAUGUCUCCAUCCAACCAGAGUCGCCCGUCGUGGAACAGUACUGGCGCCACGUAUUUUCGUCCUUCCGAGGAAUGGGCGCGCAGGGAGACGGGUGUGGUCGCCGACUUCACCUCUGGGCCCAGGAGGCCGGGUUCGACAGGGCAAAGAUGCUCGUCGGAGCCGGGGCGACGGUCUACACGGCGCCCGAGGAAUCGAAGUGGUGGGCCGGACUACAUGUAGGGCGGCUGGAAGGUGAGAUUGGAGAGAAGUGGCUUCAGAACAAGACUGUUGCGAGUCAAGAGGAAAUCGAGCGUUUCAAAACUGCGCUGAAGACUUGGGGCGACCAUCGUGAAGCGUGGUAUGGGUUGAUGCAAGGGGAGGUGAUAUGUUGGAAGUAA